CCCUACGUCAUUAAAGUAUGUGCUCCCGAGUGUAGAAAAUGGCUGUGUUCUCCGCUACUACGGAUCGACACGGAUGUAAAUAUGGCCUAUGGCUCGGUCUGACUGUGCUCGCCAUGAGAUGCAUCGGCGCGCUGGGUACGAUUUGCUACUGUGAUGGAUUUUGCCCCGACGACAAACAAAAUGGGACAUGCGUCUUACGGCCAAAAGGCUACUGCUUUAGUGCAGUGGAGGAAGUAUGGGAUACUGAGAGUCUAGAUUUCGUAGCCGAAUAUUCAUUCGGCUGCUUGGCACCCGACGAGAGCGGCUUAAUGCAAUGCAAGGGAAAUCUAGUUCCCCAUUUGCGAGAGAAAAAUAUAAUAUGUUGCAACGACAGAGAUCUGUGUAACCAGGAUGUAUAUCCCGAGUUAACCCGUAAGCCUCGUCCUACCAGGUUACCCGAUCCUAUAAUCAUCGCGUCGGGAGUGCCGCUCAUUAUCUUGGUGGUGUCCCUAUCGGCAAUGUUGGUGCUCAUUUCGAUAGCAAUAGGAAUUGCGUAUCACAGAUGCCGGAAGAAAGAGCGGGAUCCAUGUCUAGUACCGCAGGGUACCCUCAAGGAGUUCAUUGAUCAAAGCAGCGGCUCUGGCUCGGGGCUGCCGCUCCUGGUACAACAGACUAUCGCGAAACAAUUAGCCAUGUCGCAGUGCGUGGGAAAAGGACGUUACGGCGAGGUAUGGCUCGCCAGAUGGCGAGGCGGCGAACGAGUGGCUGUGAAAGUCUUCUUCACGCUGGAGGAAGCGUCCUGGUUCAGAGAAACGGAAAUCUACCAAACCGUGCUGUUGAGACACGAGAACAUCCUGGGCUUCAUCGCCGCCGAUAUCAAGGGAACUGGAUCUUGGACUCAAAUGUUGCUAAUAACGGAUUAUCACGAGAGAGGAUCGUUGCAUGAUUACUUGCAAACGACCGUGCUAGAUCACCAGAGCCUUUUGUCGAUCUGCUCGUCGAUCGCGGCCGGCAUCACGCAUCUACAUACGGAAAUAUUCGGUACACAGGGCAAACCUGCAAUAGCUCACAGAGAUAUUAAGAGCAGAAACAUUUUAGUCAAAAGGAAUGGAGAAUGUGCCAUAGCUGACUUCGGACUGGCUGUUCGCUACAUCAGCGAUAGCGGAGAAAUUGAUAUUGCUCCGAAUACUCGAGUGGGUACGCGGCGUUACAUGGCGCCAGAAGUGCUAGACGAGACUCUGAAUACAACUUCUUUCGACGCAUUCAAAAUGGCAGAUAUGUAUUCUAUCGGUCUUGUGUUCUGGGAGGCGUGCAGAAGAUGCGUCACAGGCGGUAAAAACUCUAUGGUGGAGCCUUACGCCUUGCCUUACCACGAUGUCGUACCAAGCGAUCCAGAUUUUGAGGAUAUGCGCUUGGUAGUUUGCGUGAAACGACUACGUCCAAUUAUCCCGACGAGAUGGGAUAACGAUUCGGUUUUAUAUGCGUUAAGCAAAAUUAUGUCGGAAUGUUGGCACGCAAACCCACCGGUUCGCUUAACUGCUCUUCGCGUUAAAAAGACACUGACGAAAUUACACACUGAUAACGGCAUCAAAAUUGUGUAAAGAGUUACGAAAAACUGACUUUUCUUCUAGUUAAACAAAGAACUUCCUAUCUCUGUAAAUAAUAUUCUUAAUGUACAUACAACUGUUGACAGACUGCAGCCUGAAGACUGAUGAUUAAACUUUGUAAAUAUAUGAGAGAAAGAAAGUAUAAAUGAGGGAGCGCAUGAAGAAACGAAUGGAAUUGCGGAAUUGAACAUUAUUCUGUAUAUAUUGUAUAA
Messenger RNA from Linepithema humile (Argentine ant), 1798 nucleotides. It is a transcript of the gene tkv, whose product is annotated as thickveins. Lineage: Eukaryota; Metazoa; Arthropoda; Insecta; Hymenoptera; Formicidae. The record is from RefSeq and is a predicted model, not a curated record. Gene Ontology annotation, molecular function: ATP binding; SMAD binding; transforming growth factor beta receptor activity, type I. Gene Ontology annotation, biological process: BMP signaling pathway; cellular response to growth factor stimulus; protein phosphorylation. Gene Ontology annotation, cellular component: signaling receptor complex; plasma membrane.